CAUUUGGUUUUAGAGAGAGGGAGAAAGGGAGAGGAUUUGGCAUCGUCGGAUAUAUUCCGAGAGCUAUAUAUAAACACCCGAAAUUAUAUUCACGCCCUUGCCGGCCAUACAAUUCGGGCGGCCUCUUCUUUUUCCAAAUCAUAUUCAUACCAAUUACGAUUUUGAAAUCUCUUUCUUUCACGAUUUCUCUUCUUUCGAUCCAACAACAACAACAAAAAAAAAAAAAAAAACAAUCCAUACCCAUUAACAAUUUGUUUCAAAUCGCACCGGCGAUGGCAUCCGGCGGUCCUAAUAAUUCCUGCAAUGGAAGUCCACGACACGGUGGUCCGGCAACCAAAACAAGACGACGCGUAGCAGACUUUAUAGACCCUGAUACCAGACUUUCCAACUCUUCAGAUUUGUAUGAUGAAGAAGACAAUUCCAACGGCUCUAUUGUUGGGUCCCACCUUCACCUUCACAAUCACCAUCUCCAUCACCACCAUCAUCCUGUGGUUAGGCAUUUUUUGUUUCGUAAUCGGGCUUUGUGUUGGGUCCCUGAGCCUUGGCUUCUCAAGAUGGAGGAAGGGUUUUUAUUGACGGUCAUGAUUCUACAGUCUUUAGGAUCGGGAAGGAACUUCGGCCGUAAGAUUUUUGGGAUUUUGAUGUUCAUGGCUGUUUUAACCGUCUUCUUCAAAUUCUCCUUCCUUAAUACACAUGUGGAAAUUAAUGGUAAGAUGAUCGAUAAAGGACAAUUGAUCAUACAGACUUUCAAAGAAGAUUGGGCUUUGGCGCAAAGAGCCGUCGCCGAGGACGAAGCCGUCGUCCCCAAACGCCGUCUCGAAAAAAUCUCUCAGACGCCUGAAAUUUGGAUGAAACCAAAAAGCGACAAUUUCCAUCAAUGCAUUACUCGACCCAGGAAUCGAAUAAGACCUCGAGGUAAAACAAACGGAUAUCUUCUUGUUCAUGCCAAUGGGGGAUUGAAUCAGAUGAGAACCGGGAUAUGUGAUAUGGUUGCUGUUGCUAGGAUUAUGAAUGCAACACUUGUUCUUCCUUCCCUUGAUCAUGAGUCAUUUUGGACAGACCCAAGUGAUUUUAAAGAUAUUUUUGACUGGAAGCACUUCAUCAAUGUUCUAACAGAUGAUAUUGAAAUUAUUGAGACCCUGCCUCAACGGUGGGAAGCGGUGAAACCCUUUGUCAAGGCUCCAGUUUCCUGGUCCAAGGCUAGUUAUUACCGAGGAGAGAUGCUACAUUUGUUAAAGAGACACAAAGUGUUAAUGCUUACCCACACUGAUUCUCGUAUCGCCAACAAUGGUUUGCCAUCUUACAUUCAGAAGCUUCGAUGUCGUGCCAAUUAUGAUGCUCUACGGUUCACUAAGGAGAUUGAGAAUCUUGGGAAGGUCUUGGUUGAUAGAUUAAGAAAGGAUGACGAACCAUAUAUUGCUCUUCAUCUGAGGUAUGAGAAAGAUAUGCUUGCAUUCACAGGCUGCAGCUACAACCUGACGGCAGAGGAAAAUGAGGAGCUCAAAGCUAUGAGAUACAAUGUCAAGCAUUGGAAGGAGAAAGAGAUAGAUGCAAAAGAAAAGCGACUUCUAGGGGGCUGCCCAAUGACCCCUAUGGAAGCAGCCAUGUUACUGAAGGCCUUGGGUUACCCUUCCACGACAAAAAUCUACAUUGUUGCGGGGGAGAUUUAUGGCAGCGAUAGCAUGGAGGCUUUUCGAUCUGAAUACCCCAAUGUUUUUUCUCAUUCAACUCUUGCAACUGUGGAGGAACUGGACCCAUUUAAGCCAUUUCAGAAUCGCAUGGCCGCCUUGGAUUAUAUAGUGGCAGUAGAGAGUGAUGUUUUUGUUUAUACCUAUGAUGGAAACAUGGCUAAAGCAGUUCAGGGCCACAGGAGGUAUGAAGGAUUCAGGAAGACAAUAAAUCCCGACAGGCUAAAUCUAGUGAGGUUGAUUGAUCAGUUUGAGGAGGAAGCCAUCUCUUGGGAAGAAUUCUCCAAAGAAGUGAAGGAGUUACAUAAAGACAGACUGGGUGCUCCAUAUUUCAGACAAGCUGGAGAGACUCCAAGGCUAGAGGAGAAUUUUUACGCUAACCCGUAUCCUGGCUGUCUUUGCAACAAGGCCCAAAAUCGAACAUUAAGACUAAAAACCGACGAUAAACAAGAUCUUCAGGCUUCACUGCAGAGAUAGAAUUAUGAUUUUACUGCAAACUCAUUGCUUCUUCUGCUAAAUUGAUGAUAUGUGCCCAUUGCUCCAGGGCGCACACCACGUGCCAUGCGUUCCCCAAAUUUGACUGGCAUUUUCCAAGCCAUGAGUUCAAUACAUAACCCAGGUGGAGAGUAAUACCGAGGUUUUGCUAGCUUCCUUUGGCUUCAAAAGCAGAAGUUCAAAUCUUUUUUCUUCACAUUUUUUUAGGUAAAUGAAUGGAUAAUAGGAUUGUUGGUAGGUGAAUUAGAAUCGGUUCAGAUGUAGUUUUUCUUUUUAAUAGUAAAUCAGGUUAGUUUUUACACCGACAGCUUCCCUGUCAAUAGUGGAGAAAAAUUAUUCAUUCCAUUCGUUAUUCUUUGCUAUUAUCCCCCCUUGAUUCAUAAUGUAAACAUUUGGAAAGGGAAAGGUAAAUUGCCAUUUCUUC
Messenger RNA from Cucumis sativus (cucumber), 2607 nucleotides. Its product is annotated as O-fucosyltransferase 19. Gene Ontology annotation, cellular component: cytoplasm. The record is from RefSeq and is a predicted model, not a curated record. The coding region runs from base 273 to 2165 and encodes 630 amino acids. Lineage: Eukaryota; Viridiplantae; Streptophyta; Magnoliopsida; Cucurbitales; Cucurbitaceae. The transcript is spliced from 8 exons.